CGCUUUUGUAAACUAGUCUCCUCAGACAUCAGCUCUGCGCGCGCAUCCCGCCCGGCGCACGCGCACUGGCCUCACCUGAGCGCCGCGCUUUUAUCGGAUUAAUGUCGGUUAAUCCGCGCGCUUCUGGAAGAUCCUGACAGGGUUUCAAUGUUUUGAAAACAGACUCUUCGGGCCUGCAGGAGUCCAGAAGAUCACGAUGGAGGAGCACACGACAGCCAGCAGGACGACUGUAGGAGCAGAGGGCGGGGCUGAUGGCACAAAGGGGGCGUGGCCUACACAGCCACACCCUUCAUCACAUGACCGGGUCACGCUAGUAGUCGACGGGACUCAUUUUGUGGUGGAUCCCGCCGUUUUCACGACUUACCCGGAUACAGUGCUGGGAAGGAUGUUCGGUCGAGCGCGUCAGCACAGUUUCACGCGACCGAACGCUAAAGGCGAAUAUGAAAUCGCAGAGGGCAUCGGCGCCAGCAUCUUCAGAGUCAUAUUGGUACACAUUUACAUGGAAUUGUCUUUUAAAGGUGCAGUGUGUGAUUUUAACGUAGCGCCAUCUUUGGCUCAGGACUUCUACCGCGUCGGGAUGAUGCACUGUCCCGAAGGCGUGUCUUUAGCGGAGCUGCGCGAAGCCUGCGAUUAUCUGUGUAUAAACUUCGACUACAGCACUGUCAGAUGCCGAGACCUCAGCGCUCUGCUGCACGAGCUGUCCAAUGACGGCGCUCGCCGGCAGUUCGAGGUGUUCCUGGAGGACCUGCUGGUGCCGGUGAUGGUGUGCAGCGCGCAGGAGGGCGAGCGAGAGUCCCACAUCGUGGUUCUGACGGAUGACGACACCGUGGACUGGGAUCUCGAUCACCCGCCGCCGAUGGGAGAGGAGAACACACAGAUAAUCUACAGCGCCAAACUCUACCGCUUCUUCAAGUUCAUCGAGAACAGAGAUGUGGCGAAGACUGUGCUGAAGGAGCGAGGCCUGAAGAACAUACGCAUCGGGAUCGAGGGUUACCCCACCUGUAAGGAGAAGGUGAAGCGGCGGCCCGGCGGGAAGAGCGAGGUGAUCUACCGCUUCGUGCAGCGCCCGUUCCUCGCGCUGUCCUGGGAGAAGGAGGAGGGCAAGAGCCGACACGUGGACUUCCAGUGUGUGCGCAGCCGCAGCGUGCCAAACCUCAUCACCGCCAUGGGGGAGGGGCCCAACCGAGCCACGCCCACUCCACAGGUCGACGAGUUGGAUCGGCUCAACGGCCCCGCCCCUCCUGCCCUCCACCAAUGACUGAUCAGGACUGAUUCCUAUUCAUUAUGUCACUGUUAUUUACUCAUUCAUAUUGACGAGUCACAGAUCACUCCGCGAGUGAGUGUGUGUGACUCGAGUCACAGAUCUCUCCAUGGAUAGAUGACCGUUGAACUUUAAAGUACCUGAGAUCUUUUCACCGUUGUGUCCUUGAGCGAGACCCUGCCAUUACUGUACUGCACAAUAUCUGCUUAUUAAUAAUCAAUUACUAAAUCACUCUAGAUUAUUGUGCAUUGUUUUAAAGUCCCCCUGGGGUGAAAGUCCAGCUUUUAAUGUUGUCUAUGUGUCUGUGGUGUUUUUAAUAUGCUUUAACCAUGUGUAAGUUGAUAAGUGGACAACAUUGCUGAGUAUUUCCUCCUUAAAACUGCAGUGAACCAAAGACAGUCUCAAAAACACGCUUUGAAAUCGCUGGUGUCACACACGACCUAGUAACCAAUCAGAUCCCAGUGAGUGGAGGUGGGGCUCAUCUACAUAUUCAUAGAACCUCGCAUACUAAAUGAGGCGAGGGUGUCGAGUUACUGGAUAUUUUAAGGCGUGAAGAAAUUUUUGAAGGACAAAAACUUUAAAUAUGUUAUUUUGGUGGUGAAAGAUGAGUUUUAAGGGAUUUAAUGAUCGAGCACAGGAGGACUUUAAACUUCAUUUUUGUGAAUGACAGGAGGAUCUGGUGUCUGUUUGCGCCAUCUAGUGUCAAGAUGAUAAUGGUACAGUACAAGAUACAGUAGAUUAAUGUAAUAAAUAUGAGGUAAACCAUUUAUAAAGCAGACUUUUCAAGCGUUUUAUAUCAUUUGUAAGCGGGUUUGAAUAAAAUCAUCUGUUAAAUUAAUGCAUCUUCAGUCAAUUUUGGAAUAAAUGUUUUUUUUUGGUUCUGUC
This is a messenger RNA of Pimephales promelas (fathead minnow), 2146 nucleotides long. It is a transcript of the gene kctd20, whose product is annotated as potassium channel tetramerization domain containing 20. Gene Ontology annotation, biological process: positive regulation of phosphorylation. Lineage: Eukaryota; Metazoa; Chordata; Actinopteri; Cypriniformes; Leuciscidae. The record is from RefSeq and is a predicted model, not a curated record. Gene Ontology annotation, cellular component: cytoplasm. Gene Ontology annotation, molecular function: protein binding.